Messenger RNA from Cynara cardunculus var. scolymus (artichoke), 2433 nucleotides. RefSeq names its product nucleolar complex protein 2 homolog. Gene Ontology annotation, cellular component: nucleoplasm; nucleolus; Noc2p-Noc3p complex. Lineage: Eukaryota; Viridiplantae; Streptophyta; Magnoliopsida; Asterales; Asteraceae. The transcript has 14 exons. Bases 109 to 2328 code for a protein of 739 amino acids. The record is from RefSeq and is a predicted model, not a curated record. Gene Ontology annotation, biological process: ribosomal large subunit biogenesis.
UAAAACCCUUCCAAACGGUUACCGCAAAAACGCUGGCAAAGACCCUAAUCGGAGCAUUCAAUCUCGGUCUCUGUUGCACAGAAUCGAGUUGUUGGAUUGAAAAGAGUAAUGGGGAAGCUUGGGAAGAAAGCUCGUAAGUUUGCCAAGAAGAAUCUUCCGUCUGUGCUUAAACAAAGACGAAAAAACAAGAUUGUCUUCAAGAAGAGACCUUCAAAAAAAGAUACAAAAGAUGCUGUGGAAAAAGAAGUAGUGAAAACAGCAGAGUUGUCUAAUGGAAGGGAUUCUGAAAGGGAAGUCACUGUGACUACUUCACUUGAUGUACUAUUUGCUGAGGAUGACAAUAUCAUUGUUUCAGAUGAUUCUGAUAGUGAUGGGUAUCUUUCAGAGGACCCAAACUGUGAAAAGCUCUCCGGAAAUGACAAUGAUGUUCCUUUAGAAGAUGACAGGGAUGAACGUGCUUUAUCUCCUCACAAUCAAAAGAUCUAUGAAGAACUUGCAAAGCAGAAGAAUUCAUUGGAAAAGUUGAAGAAAAAAGAUAAGAAGUUUGUUAAGUUUUUGGAAAGCUACAAUAAGGGCGAGAUAUCUCAAAAUCAGGAGAUGUACUCUGAUGAAGAUGAGACGGGUGAAGAUUUGAUGAUGUUAGAUGAUUCUACUACAACUAAGCACAAAAUGUUGACAUGCUCAACUAUCAAUUUGUGGAGUAAACUAGUUACUGAAGAGCAUAGCGAGUCUGCUUUAAUCGGUCUUUUAAAUGCAUAUCGAGCUGCAUGUCACCUUGGACCAGAAGAAACUGGCUUUAUUGAUGCUGCCUCAUGCCCAGUAAUUCAAGACAGUGACACCUUCUGCAACAUAUAUACAUUCAUACUUUCUGAAGCUGAUAAUAUAUUUAGGGGUCUGUUGAAGAUUCCUUCCUCCACUUGCAAAAAAGAGUCCAUAUUGGAGUUGAAGAAUACCCCCAGAUGGAAAAAGGCGAAACCGAUGAUCAAGUCUUAUUUGAGGAGUACAUUGUUUCUUUUGAAGCAGGUCACUGACUCCGAAAUCUUGGCUUUCUCCAUUACCCGCUUGAGAGCUUCUAUUGUAUUUUUUGCUGCUUUUCCAUCUUUGCUAAGCAGGCUGAUCAAGAUUAUAGUUCCGUUGUGGGCAACGGGUGGAGGGACUCUGUCUGCUAGUUCUUCGCUUGUCAUACAAGAUGUGGUUUCUGUAUUUGGUUCUAAUUACUUCGACACUUGUUUUAUCAAAACAUACAAAGCCUAUAUUGCUCGAUGCAGGAGUAUGGAAACGGUUGACGCGAAACAUAUUGAAUUCCUUAGGGAUUCCUUUGUCAAUUUAUGCUCUCUUGAUGUGGAAAAAUCUUGUAAGAAGGCACUUGUGUCCAUUCAGCAACUUGCUAAUAUAUUACAACAUGCAAGGCAGAAAGAUAAUAAGGAAGCAAUUAGGAAGAUAUACAGUUGGCAAUAUGCUCAAUGCAUUGACAUUUGGGUCCUCUUCAUUUCGGCAAAUGUACAUGAAUGUGAUAUCCAGCCUUUGUUGUAUAUCACGAUACAACUUAUAAAUGGAGUAGCACACCUUUUUCCCGGGCCGAGAUAUCUGCCCUUGAGGAUAAGGUGCAUUCAUUGGUUAAACAAACUCUCGAGUUCUUGUGGAAUUUAUAUUCCUAUUGCUUCAUUAGUGUUGGAUAUGCUCGAUUUUAAAGUCAGCAAGGAGGGUGGUAAAUCUAGAAAAUCUGCUAAGUUAGCAUCAAAUUUAAAGCUCCCCAAAUUUUGGUUGAAAUCGCAAAACUUUAUGGAGCAAUGUGUUUAUUCAGCUGUCGAGCUGCUUGCUGUGCACUUUAUGCAGUGGAGCUAUCACAUUUCAUUUCCCGAGCUAGGAACUACUUCGCUCAUCAGACUAAGAAAGUUCCAUGAGAAAACAUCAGUUGAGAGUUUGCGGCGUGUGGUGAAGCGACUUAUGGACCAGGUAGAACAGAAUGUUGAGUUUGUGCAGAAGAAAAGGGAUGAGGUGGCCUUUUCACCAAAGGACCAUGAGUCUGUUGAUCAGUUUUUGCAGUUUGAAAAAGGCACUGUGAAUUCCCCAUUUAUGCAAUACUAUAGAAGUGUUGUAGAAAAGGCUGCUUCAAAGAUGUCCACAAGCAGCCCCGUGGAGCCAAAAGGAGUGAAGCGAAAGAAAAUUGAUACAGCAAACGGAGUUAUCACUCCGUUUGCUGCUAAUGGGAAUGCCGAUGCAAAAAGAGGGAAGCAGAAGAAAGCAGAUACAGCAAACGGAGAUGACAACACUCCGAUUGCUGCUAACGGGAAUGUCGAUUCUAAGGGGAAGAAAAGAAAGAGUUAGAAAAAGUAUGAUAUAUUUAUUAGAUCAAUUUUGCAAUUUUAUGUACCUUAUGUUUUUGAUGUAUUUUUUCUUCAUUAAGUUUAUUUUUUCUAACACUAUUAUAUU